Molecule: messenger RNA, 4892 nt
Organism: Theobroma cacao (cacao)
Lineage: Eukaryota; Viridiplantae; Streptophyta; Magnoliopsida; Malvales; Malvaceae
Source: RefSeq, a predicted model, not a curated record
UUUUAACCUUUGAUACGUUUGUUUUUUGAGUACAAUCAUUCAAUGCUUGUUGCCCAUGAUUACCACCGUUAUCUUUGGUUUUUGAAAGGUUUCUGACACAAACUCCCCCACUUUCCCAGAGUUUUUAAGCGAAGAUGGGUGAAGCUGUUCUCAGUGCGGUUGUGGAAGGAGUGGUGUCAAAAGCUACUUCAGUUGCCAUACAACAUAUCAACCUUGGAUGGGGUUUCGAAGAGGAGUUGGAAAAGCUGGGUUAUUCACUGCCCAUAAUUCGAGCUCUCUUGCAAGAUGCAGAGGAAAGGCAGAGAAACGACAAGUCAGUGAAGCUAUGGCUGGAUAAACUCAGAGACGUCGCUUAUGAGGCUGAUGAUGUGCUAGAUGAGUUCACUUACGAAAUUCUUCGAAGGAAAGUUGAGAUUCGAGACCAAAUCAGGAGAAAGGUACUAUACUUCUUUUCUCCCUCCAAUCCCAUCCUGUUUCGUCUCAAAAUGGAUAAAAAAAUUAAGGACAUUCAUAAAUCCGUGGAUGGCCUUAACAAAUUGGCCGAUCAGCUUGGUCUCCAGCAGAGAGCUAUUGACGUAACUCCUGUACUUGGAGCAUCAAACGAAGAGACAGUCUCCUUCCUAGACGACUCCAAAAUUGUUGGGAGGAAAGCUGAUGUCUCAAAAGUAGUUGACUUGCUAAUCAACCCGAGUGAUGGGCAGAUUAUCUCUGUUAUACCUAUAGUAGGUAUGGCAGGUCUUGGGAAAACUACUUUGGCAAAACUAGUGUACAAUGAUGUUGAAGUGGAAAGGCACUUUGAUGUAAAAUUCUGGGUAUGUGUGUCAGAUAACUUUGAUGUCAAAAGGAUUUUAAGACAUAUGUUAGAACAUCUUACUGACGAAAACACUACAUCGUUUGAGAACAAGAAUUCGAUUCUUGAGAAAUUUAAGAAGAAGUUAGAAGGGAAAAAGUAUCUUCUUGUUCUUGAUGACCUGUGGAGUGCUGAGAAGUGGGAAGACCUAAGGCUUUGUUUGUUAGGAGUCAAUAGAAACAAGGGGAAUAAAGUUAUUGUAACAACCCGGAAUGAACUUGUGGCACUAAAAGUGCAAACACUUGUUGAUCAAUGGCACCACCCCGAAGGACUAACCCACGAUGAAUGUUGGUCCAUAAUCAAAGAAAAAGCAUUUAAAAGCUCUGCAACAUCUCAAGAAUUACAGUCAAUAGGAAAGGAAAUUGCAAAAAAAUGUAAAGGUGUUCCAUUAGUAGCAAAAGUGAUAGGAGGGACGAUGCGCAAUGAAAUGGGCCAAGAGGCAUGGUUGAACAUUCAUAGAAGUGAUGUUUGGGGCUCAGUGGAAGAUGCAUUGAGAUUAAGUUUUGACCGGUUGUCUUCACCUCUCAAAAGGUGUUUUGCAUAUUGUGCCAUUUUCCCUAAAGACUUCCGCAUUGAGAAAGAACAGUUAAUUCAACUUUGGAUGGCUGAAGGUUUUCUUCAACCACUUCAUGGUAGUUCUAUGUCAAUGAUGGAUAUUGGUAAUAAACACUUCAAUGACUUGUUGUCUAAUUCCUUAUUCCAAGAUGUGGAGAAGGAUGCGUGUGGAAAUAUUAUAACAUGCAAGAUGCAUGACAUGGUGCAUGAUUUUGCAAUGUCUGUUUCAAAAUUUGACAUCUUGAUUUUGGAGGCCGGUUCCUCUGGCCGCACAGAUAUUUGCAAUGUUCGGCAUCUUAAUGUGAUUGACUAUAGGGAAUCAUUACCAACUGUCUUAACAAGUGCUGCUCCAAAAUUGCACUCUCUGUUUUCAAAAAUCGAUGUCUUCCAAAAAAGGUCAAGUACCUUCAAAAGCUUACGAGUUCUAAAUUUUUAUGGUGCUAAUCAUGUCUAUGAGUUGCCAGCUUCCCUUGGAAAGUUGAAGCACUUGAGAUAUUUUGACAUCUCAAAAUCUCGUAUCAACACAUUGCCUAGAUCCAUCACCAAACUUUACAAUUUGCAGACGUUAAGAUUCAUGCGUUGCUGGUCACUCACACUGCCAGAUGGACUCAGGAAUUUAAUAAGCUUGAGGCAUAUUCAUUUUGAUCAUGAAACACUUCAACCAGUUGAGAUUGGACACCUUACCUCUCUUCAAACAUUGACAAUGUUCAUUGUGGGUCUAGAAAAGGGACGUCUAAUUGAAGAGCUAAAAUGCUUAGAUGAACUGUGUGGAGAAUUAAAGAUAUGCAAGCUUGAACGUGUUACAGACAAAGAAGAGGCUAUGAGAGCAAAUUUAUUGCAUAAGACAAAAUUAUGCAAGCUAAUAUUUGAAUGGAGCUCUGCAAAAGAUAGCUAUGGUAACACUGAGGAAGUGUUGGAAGGUCUCCGACCUCACUCAAAUUUGCACAGCUUAAUUAUUAGGAAUUACGCAGGAGAGAAUUUUCCUUCUUGGAUAGUAAGAAGUGUUGCUGGUUCCAGUACCUUGUUUUUGCUUAACAAUUUAAUGGAGUUGGAAUUGAUCGAAUGCAGAAGAUGUAAAAGCCUUCCGACACUUGGGCAUUUGCCCAGUCUCAAAAUUCUCAAACUGAAAAAGUUGAAAAGCGUCAAGUGCAUUACUAGCGAGUUUUAUUACAAUAACAGUAGCCAUGGAAAGGGUGCUGCAAUCACAUUGUUUCCUGCACUAGAGAAAUUCACCUUGGAUCACAUGACAAAACUAGAAGAAUGGGCAAUAGCAGACUCAGCAACAACAACUGCUUUUCCUUGCUUGGAGGAGUUAAAUAUUUUGUGGUGUCCUGUCUUGAAAAGUGUUCCAAUUACAAGGCAUCCUUCAUCUCUUCGAAAGCUUCAUAUCGAGUGGUGUGAAGAGUUAAGCAAUAUAGCAGAAGAGCUAUCCGCUUCCAAAUGUCUCAAGGAAUUAAUCAUAGAAGGUUGUUCCGAGUUAAGCUCCAUUCCGGAUUUGGAAGGAUUUUCUUCUCUCGUAAACUUAGAGCUUGUUCACUGUGACAAAUUGGAAAGUCUUCCUUUAAUGGGACGAUGUUCAACUCUUCAGAAGUUCCACAUUGAAGAGUGUAGGAAAUUAAUCGAUAUACGAGAUGGAUUAUCUUGCUCCACUCGUCUCAAAAGGUUAUUUAUAAAAUCGUGCCCUAAUUUAUCCUCUGUUCCAGAUUUAGAAGCAUUUUCCAGUCUUGAAAGUCUAGAAGUUUUUUGCUGUGACAAAUUGGAAAGACUUCCCAUAAUGGGGCGUUGUUCAUCUCUUCAAACUUUCCAUAUUGGCAGGUGUGAAAAGUUAAACAAAAUAGGAGAUGCACUAUCUAACUCCCCUUGUCUGGAAUCUUUAGUUAUUGAGGAUUGUGGUUAUCUGAGCUCCGUUCCGAGAUUGGACGGGCUCUUUUCUCUUAAAGAGUUGAUAGUUUGCCAUUGUCCUCGGUUGACAAAUUUUCAAAUAACAGGUGAAUUUUCAUCUCUUGGGGAGCUCCGUAUCGAAAAUUGCAGGGAACUGAGUUGUAUUGGGGAUGGACUGUCUACUUCCACACGUCUCCAAAAGUUGAGCAUACGCCUUUGUCCGAAGCUGAGCUCCAUCCAACCUAUAGAUGGACUUUCCUCUCUUAGGGGCUUGGACUUUACAGAAUCUGGCCAAGACUUAACUUGUGUACUACCAAGUUUACUGCAAUUCAAUAAUUGUCUUAGGGAGCUGACUAUAUCUGGUUUCUCUAAUCUGAUAUCUAUUCCAGAAAAUCUGGGGAAAUUGCAUUCUCUGGUUUACUUAAACAUCACGUGGUGUCCAAAAUUGAGGUGCAUUCCAGAGGACAUCCUUGGCUAUUUGACCCAUUUGGAAAGAUUGAGGAUUGGUGGUUUCUCAGAAGAGCUAGAGGAGUUCCCAGGUCUCAGUUCCGUCCAACACCUCCAAGCCUCCCUUGAAUAUUUGCAUCUAAUUGGAUGGGAAAAGCUAAAGUCUCUGCCGCCCCAACUGCAGUGCCUCACUGUCCUUAAAAAAUUGCGUAUAGAGAGGUUUCACGAAAUGGAAGCCUUGCCCGAGUGGUUUGGAAAUCUCUCAUUACUUCGACGGCUAAAACUUAUUUCUUGUCAUAAUCUCAUGCAUCUGCCUUCCCUGAAAGUUAUGCAAAGCCUUACCUUAAAGAAGCUUCAAUGUUCAGAUUGUCCUCGAUUAAAGGAAAGAUGCGCCAAAGACAGCGGUCCAGAGUGGUCCAAGAUUUCCCACAUUCCACGAACCUUUAUUGAUGGAUUAAGUAUGGGCCUUUACAUUACUCAUGUUAAGACCAAUAGAAGUAGAAACUGAAGUGAUUAGCAGAAAAGUAUCUGUCUCCUGGACUGGUGCAAUUAUUGUCCUUGCUUGAAGUUGGAAAUGCUGACUGCGUUUUGCGCAAACAUGUUAAUUGGAAGUGUCUCUGAUAUUGGAUGAUGAUUAAUUGCUCUCUCUUAGUACAGAGUGAUGCUCGUGCUUUUAGAACAUUCUUAAGUUUAACAGGAGUGAAGGAAGGACUCAGACGCAUUUUGUGGUGCAACAAAGUGAUUUUGACAACGUGGUUCUGUUAAACUUGUUGGCGGAGAACUAGUUGAAAGUGUUGCAGCCCAUGAUAUUAUUGGGCCCUUGACGUUUCAAUGUGCGUAGCAGCCAGGCGUUGCACAGGUUGCAUUUUGCUGACUUCAGUAUGGGAACUUUGUUCUGCCAUGUUGUACUGAUGGUGGUUUCAAUGUUGAUAUUUCAUGUUAAUCUUUGUAGUAUUCUCUUUCUUUUUUGCCAGUUUAUUCAUAUUAAAGCCCACCACUACUUCUGUAUCCCUAUAUCAAUGAUAAUUGUGGAGUGGUUAUAUAUGACAGAUAUGGCAAGAUAAUAUCUUUGGUCUGGAAAUUGUAUAUUCUGUCGCAAAAGAUUGCUGCAACUUGAUGGAAUAUUUGAAAAUGAAUUGAUCAGUUUUCUUGAUGCUAA